This is a messenger RNA of Drosophila virilis, 700 nucleotides long. Its product is annotated as microsomal glutathione S-transferase 1. The record is from RefSeq and is a predicted model, not a curated record. Gene Ontology annotation, cellular component: membrane. NCBI's taxonomy places the organism in Eukaryota, Metazoa, Arthropoda, Insecta, Diptera, Drosophilidae.
GAGCUGGUAAAAUGGUCGAUUCUGUGCAGGUGCAGGCGGGUCCCAUGGUUCGUGGUCAGUUAUGAGGGAGUGGGGAGGGGGCAGGAUAUGGGCAAGCAGUUGGAGAAGCGCUGAGAAGCAUGCCAGCUGUUAUGUGCCGUUAUGUCGGCCGACAACAAUAACGGUAAAUAACGGCUACAGUUAAAUAUGAACAACGAAACGAUUAACAUGUCCGGGCCGGAAACGGGUCCGGGUCUGCUAAACAAAUCGAAUCCGGUUUUCUGCUGUUAUCUAUUCUGGAGCAGCCUGCUCGUACUGAAGAUGCUGUUGAUGUCCCUGUUGACGGCACGUCAGCGCAUCAAGACGAAAACCUUUGCCAAUCCGGAGGAUUUGCGUGUGGCCAAAACCAGCGAUGUCCGUUUCAAUGAUCCCAAUGUGGAGCGUGUGCGUCGCGCGCAUCGCAACGAUUUGGAGAAUGUGCUGCCAUUUUUGUUAAUGUCCCUGGCCUACGUGGCCUGCGGCCCCCACCCGCUGACCGCCAAGCUGCUGAUACGCAUUGGCGCCAGCGCUCGGCUGCUGCACACAAUUGUUUACGCGGUGCUGCCGCUGCCGCAGCCGACGCGCGCGCUCUGCUUUUUCAUAACGUUUGGCAUUGUGUGCUUCGAGGCGAUCUAUGUGCUCAUCGCUGCUGUUAAAUACAUCUAGAAGGGGCGGGCCAAAC